AUGCUGCUGAGAAUUUUGCCCCGAGCGGCUGCACUGCUCAUGCUGUGUGUUCAGCUCCUGCAUGCCUCUGUGCUGCCUACUGUAUCCUCCUACGAGUUCACUGCCUAUAGGAUGCAGCAGUAUGCCAUUCAGCAGGAAAAACAUGGUUGUCGCGGUGCCAUCGUGCAGGCGGAGGCCCGCUCAGCAGACGAACCAGUGUUAACACGACGCUGUGUCAUCAUGAAGCUGCCGGACUUCACCGUGGAGCGAUACUUUGAGGCUCUGAGGCAGAGCGCUGCCGCUGUACUCCUCCUGCUACCCAAAAACAUGUCCGCUGUCCCCCAGGAUAUCAUACAGACCUUCAUGGUGAGUGAGAGCGAAGCGUUGUUAAAGGAUACCAUCAUGCCUGUGUACGUGACCCCGGAGGACGAGCAGCUCCUUUAUAUGUACGAAGAGGUCAAGCACGCCGCAGCCUCUCGCACCUCCUCUAUACUGGUCCGAGUGUUCCGUAGUAUGGUUACAGCCACCGUAUUUCAGAUUCUAGUGAGCAACACCAACCCCAUCAAGCCCAUCACUGACAGUACAAUCAUUACUCUGGAGGGUGUACUUCCUGGUGCUGGAGAGGAUGCGCCCACCAUCGUUAUCACGGCCCACUACGACUCCUACGGCCUUACUCCAUGGCUGUCAUAUGGAGCAGACUCCAAUGGUAGCGGAGUCAUCAUCUUGCUUGAGCUGGUCCGUCUUUUCCAGAAACUUUACAGCAACCCCCACAGCCAGCCUGCAUACCAUCUUCUUUUCUCCCUGACUGGUGGUGGGAAGUAUAACUUCCUGGGUACCAAGAGGUUUAUAGAGGAGAAUAUGGAUCAUGCCGAGACCAGCCUUCUCCAUGACAAUGUGGCGUUUGUUCUGUGUCUGGACACGUUGGCCAAUGGGGACGACAUGUUCCUGCACGUGUCCCGCCCCCCCAAACCUGGCACCCCUCAGCAUGCCUUCGUACAACAUCUGGAACAGGUAGUUUCUUCCCGGUUCCCUUGGGUGAGGUUUGGGAUGGUCCACAAGAAGAUCAACUUGGGGGAGUCCACUGUUUCCUGGGAGCACGAGCGCUAUGCCAUGCGCAGGAUACCAGGCUUCACGCUGUCUCACCUAGAGGACCCCAAAUCUGAACUCAGAGGCUCCAUCCUGGACACUGUGUUGCACGUGGACUUGAGGAAGAUGAAGCGCAAUGCCAUCGUUAUUGCAGAAUCGCUAGCUCGGUUUAUGUAUAAUCUCUCUGACAAGGGUUCCCCAAAAGACAUACAGGUCUUCAAGGGCCAAAUGGAGUUUCAGGACAGUCGCAUGUCUAGCCUGAUGUCCUUCCUGACAUCAAUCCCACGGGCAACACAGCUGGAUAAGGAUCCCAAACACACCAUACUGGUGAACACUCUGGAACAUGAGCUGAGGUACUAUCUGCACCAGGUCCACAGACACACCUUCCGCCAAGACAAGAGGGAUCCUGAACUUACCUUUUUUGACCAAAUGGAGCAACCAAUGAUGAUGUAUAGGAUUAAGCCAGCAGCUUUUGACCUCUUCCUUGGGGGCUGUAUAGCUGCUUACCUGGCGAUAGUCUACUAUGCCAUCGAGAAUUGUGGAUAUCUCUACACCAAACUGAAAGCAGCUGUGAAGUCCAAACAGAAGUAA
Molecule: messenger RNA, 1656 nt
Organism: Oncorhynchus masou masou (cherry salmon)
Lineage: Eukaryota; Metazoa; Chordata; Actinopteri; Salmoniformes; Salmonidae
Product: Nicalin-1-like
Exons: 15
Coding region: 1-1656 (551 amino acids)
Biological process (GO): regulation of signal transduction
Cellular component (GO): endoplasmic reticulum membrane
Source: RefSeq, a predicted model, not a curated record